AUGCAGAAACAUCUGCUAGGGUUUAUCUACUUGCUCCUUAACUCAAUGUGGUUCUUAUCAAGUGCAAGUUCGAUCAGCUACCCCCCGCAACCAAUGGCCAUUAUCACCACAAGGAAUAACCCUCACCCAUCUGGACGACUGAUCACCACAGACGCCGACUACUCUCGCAAGGUGAACGUACGUGUCAGUGAUAUCCUGACUCGACAACGAGCCGCCGAAGAGGCGUCCAAUCGAUUCAGUCCUCAAACUUCACUCAUCCGCUCCUAUGGACGUCCAGUCACUGCUAUGGGAACUGUUAUCAGUAAUUCCGUUUCUCCCAAGGCCAACAUUGUGGUGCAACCACAGCACACUCCGCCAUCCACCGCGCUGGUUUUACCAUUGGCCAACUCUCAUAGCGUGAUAAAAGAAGACCGGUCGUGGCCUCCAGAGCACUCACAAGAAUUUGCCAGGGUGGACGUUCGUGUGAUGGGGGAGAAAAUCGACAGUGAGGCGCUACUGCAUUUGAAGCCAAACUCGAACGUAGAAGCUGUGCGAAAACUUCGCAAGAUAUUGGGUGCAGAGCUGCAGGCCGAAUGGAUGUCGAUUGACCCACCACCGAAAGAUUCCUGGAAGUCCGCCAGGUCUACUGUUAUCAUGAGCAUGCCCAAACCCGAUAUGCGCCUUUUGACCGCAGUGGAAAACCUGAACUUUACAGUGCUGCGACAAGUAAAAGGAACAGAUGUGAUUCCUAUCAAAUUGACACCGGAGCAGAUAGAUUUGUUGAAAGACUGGCUGAUCCAACGUGCAACAUGCCAAAUGGAUUACAUAUGGGAAGACUUGGGCCCGCUCUUUUGGCCUCGCUGGAUCCGCAGGGGUGUUUGCGUGAACACAGUGGCGUGUUCGUGGCCUCCUGGAAUGCGUUGCCGUCAAAGCAGUUCGAGGUCACUGAAGCUGCUUCGUUGGGUGUGCGCAAACAACUCCAGCCAGAGCAAACCGUUACGAAAGCGAUGGCAUCGCGAUUUCUCGUCAGAACCGUCGCAGAAAUUGCGCAGAGGAGGCCAUGCGCUACCCGGGGCUAGGCGACGCAUCCCUCGUGAAGAAAGGCGAACAAGGAGAGUGCGGCGCUUGAUACAGAAGCUCAGUCUGUCUGUCAAUGGAUUCCACUGUGAGUGGAACCAGUACGAAUAUAUGGUCAGUGAUCAGUGUACUUGUGGAUGUGAGUAA
Dicrocoelium dendriticum is the source of this 1203-nucleotide messenger RNA. The record is from the annotation of a GenBank genome assembly. NCBI's taxonomy places the organism in Eukaryota, Metazoa, Platyhelminthes, Trematoda, Plagiorchiida, Dicrocoeliidae.